UGCCAGGCUGAUCAAAACACCUUUCGCUGCUAUACAGGGUCCCCAGUUGAAACCAAUACUACCGUAUUCUUCAUCUCCGGGAACCCGGGUCUGAUCGGGUACUACCACUCAUUCCUAUCCUUGCUAGUGCGGUAUCUCACUGAUUCCGACGAGCCGACGCGGAAAAAGUCAUACUUGUACCACAUCUACGGAUGUAGUCUUGGCGGCUUCGAAGUGCAUGAUGAUGAAUACUCACCUUCAAAAUCUGCAUAUGGGUCUCAUAAUUGCGACAAUCAGGACGAUUCGAACCAAAGGACCAGGCUCUAUGGCCUGGAGGAUCAGAUAUGCUUCGUCCAGGAGAAGCUCGCGGCUUUGAUGGAUGAUGAUACUGGUACCUCUGAUCAAGGUUUAUGUACUGCUCAAAGACGGAAGGUCAUUUUAAUUGGACACUCUGCGGGGGCGUAUAUCGCGAUGGAAAUAGUGAGAAGGCACCGUGAAGCUGGGUUAAAUUUGAAUCCGUCUCAACCAAUCAGGCCAAGGCCAGCCUUCGAUAUUGUUGGUGGUAUUAUGCUAUUUCCGACGGUGCUAGAUAUUGCGGUUUCGCCCUCGGGAAGAAAAUUGACGACCCUCUUAUAUUUUAUCCCGCGACUCGCUGUUAUCGCCAGUUCCCUCGCUCGAUUCCUCAUUCUUGUCCUUCCCACGACUACUCUAUACUCUUUAGUUCGUUUCGUCAUGAACGAUCCCCCUACACACGCUCUAGACACGACAGUCACAUUCCUUAGAAGCACAGACCGCGUGAGACAAGCCCUACACAUGGCCGCCGAUGAGAUGCGGACUAUCACCUCGGACAAAUGGACGGACGAUGUAUGGGGCCUUGCUACUGCGUGUGAGCCCAUCACGAAACUAUUCUUCUAUUUCGGACGCAAUGAUCAUUGGGUUGCGGAGCAGACGAGGGACGAGAUUAUUGCAUCAAGAGGGCAGCAUGAUGGGCUGGGGCCGAGGAUGUUUAUUUGCGAGGAGGGAUUGCCGCAUGCUUUCUGUUUGAAAGAUAAUGACAUUAUGGCUCGUAAGGUUGCCGGGAUGAUACGGGAGAUUGGAAACAGUUGA
Penicillium cosmopolitanum is the source of this 1086-nucleotide messenger RNA. Its product is annotated as lipid droplet-associated hydrolase family protein. Gene Ontology annotation, cellular component: lipid droplet. The annotation marks the transcript as partial. The transcript is spliced from 4 exons. The record is from RefSeq and is a predicted model, not a curated record. Gene Ontology annotation, molecular function: lipase activity. Lineage: Eukaryota; Fungi; Ascomycota; Eurotiomycetes; Eurotiales; Aspergillaceae. Gene Ontology annotation, biological process: lipid storage.